This is a messenger RNA of Chara braunii, 2287 nucleotides long. The record is from the annotation of a GenBank genome assembly. NCBI's taxonomy places the organism in Eukaryota, Viridiplantae, Streptophyta, Charophyceae, Charales, Characeae.
AGAGGGGCGAAGACCUUGACACAUGGUUGAGGUCAGUGCCAAUCUACGUUAAGUGUAAGUUAACCUUGUCGCACGAGGAAGUGCUUAUGGUUGCCUCCUACCCGGAGGGGAGUGCAACAAUAUGCCUAAGUGGGUACGUGCAACUACAGGGGUAUGGUCAUGACUUUCUCGCUUGGGCAGUCAACCAGAAACUGGAAGACUUCCUUAAGCUGGUGGAAGAGAGGUGGCGUGAUCCUCAGGAGGCCCCAAAGGCCACUGAUGUGAUCCUGACUUUGAGCUCUAGAUCGUUCAAGUCAGUGAGAGAUGCCACAGACACAGUAGAGCGUCUAAUCUGUGUUCCUGGAAUGCGUUACGACCCCCAAGUCUUACUGACCACUUACCUGAGGUGUCUUCCCAUGCCACUCAGGAAUCAGUUGGCAGGUAAGGCUAACAUCAAUGUGCACAACUUUCCCUCGUUCAGCAAGAGGGCCCUAGACCUGGAAGCAAAGAUAGGGCAUGGACAUCAACCCAUGACGGAUGGUAGGAAGAAAGCACCGCCUCCCAACUGGAAGGCGAAGGGUCGCAUCAUGUUCGUUGACAACGAUGAUUCCACCAUCAAGUUGGACGACGACUUCCAAGAAGGAGUAGGUUCAGAGGCAGACAACGUAGAGGCUUUAGGGGGUGGAGCAGUCGCUGCCUCUGUUAAGAAAGAUCCGGACAAGCCGUUUAUGGUAACCACGAAUGCCAGCCAAUAUGGCAUAGGCGUCGUGCUCGCGCAGCAGGAGGGGCCAAAGUUGAGGCCCGUCGAGUACAUGUUAAAAAAGAUGCCCUCUCAGAAGUUGGCUAAGUCCACUUAUGAGAAGGAGCUCUAUGUGAUCUACAAAGCGCUAACCCACUGGAGGCACUACCUCCUUGGGAGGUUCUUCCACAUCAGGACUGAUCAUCAGACCUUGAAGUGGAUGAGAACCCAGCUAGUGCUCUCGGAUGCGUUGAAAAGAUGGAUCGAAGUCAUUGAGCAGUAUGACUUCGAAACUCGGUACAUCAAAGGAGAGUACAACGGAGUCGCUGAUGCGCUGUCGUGUAGGCCAAACUUCCUCGGUGCGCUGAUCACUGAGUUUAGGCUUGCGGAUGAUGUUACUCGUUCUCUGGUGGAAGCCUGUCGCGAGGAUCCGUUUAUGGGUGAGAUCAUACGCAGACUCGAGGCGAAGGACAAAGUGACUUCUGCCGCGUUUGAGUUGGUCAACGGCCUGCUGUUCCUUAAGAAGGCUGGGAAUAAACGCUUGUUUGGUAAGUAUGCUAGGUUACUCGCAAUGCCUGCAACAACCAAGACUGAGUACGUAAUCAAGCUGUUCAAGGAAAACUGGGUCAGGGAUUUUGGAUUGCCAAAGUCUAUUGUGAGUGACCGGGACGUGCGAUUUACUAGCGAACUGUGGAAGGCUGCAGCUGCAGAACAGGGUACACAACUGCAGAUGACCUCCAGGAACCACCCAGAGGCAAAUGGGCAAGCAGAGCAGCUGAAUCGCGCUGUACAACACCUGUUGAGGCACUACAUUAAGCCCAACCAGGUGGACUGGGAUGAGAAACUAGCUCUCAUCGCCAGCCUGUACAACAAUGCUGUGCACAGCGCAACGGGGCGAGCUGUAGAGCAGAUGCACAAGGCACAGGCGGCGGUGAUAGAAUCUGAGAACAAGCACCGCCGCCCAUCUACAUUCCAGGUAGGGGACAGAGUCUGGGUCAAGUCCUCAGAACUGGGACAAGAGCACGGGAUAUCCCGUAAGCUCAUGCCACAGUACUUUGGACCCUGGGAGGUUCUGGAUAUUGUCGGGGAUGUUCCGGAUGGGCCGUCAUAUGUAGUUCAGAUCCCUGGUCACCGUCGCACUUACCCUGUCUUUCACGCCUCCAAGCUUGCACCUUUCAGGGAUACUGAUCAGUUUUCCUCGCGCCGAUCAAUGCUGCCCCCAACCAUGGAUGGAGAGGUCGAUAUUGACGACAUCGUGGACCACAGGGAGUUGCCAGUUCCAAGACCAACCGGCAGGGGACGUCCUCCCAAGCCAAAGCUGCAAUAUCGCGUUUGGUUCAGACAUCACACUGAUCCAAAGGAGGAUAGAUCUUUCACCCGGGAGGAAUUGAUGCAGACUGCUCCACAGGUUGUCGCCAACUACGAGAAGUUGCUGCAAAAAGGAAAGCGCCAGAUUGAAUGAACUUCUCAGAGGACUAGCGAAGUAUGGAGGACGGAAUGCGAGGCACAAGGCCUCGGUAAGCCCUACUGGGCCUGUUUAUCAGCAAGGUCGGCCGCACUAAGUGAAGG